Molecule: messenger RNA, 1071 nt
Organism: Rotaria sp. Silwood1
Lineage: Eukaryota; Metazoa; Rotifera; Eurotatoria; Philodinida; Philodinidae
Source: the annotation of a GenBank genome assembly
AUGAAAAAAACUGAUUAUCAUUCAAAUGAAAAUGAUUUUCGUUUUCACCGUCGAAUACAAACAUUAGCUAGCAUGGGUAGUCACAAAUCAAAAAUUGAUCCAACAGUAUUGACUCCAAAACAAAUAGAAGUUCUAACAGCAAAUACAAAUUUAAGUGAGGGUGACUUUCGUUUUCAUCAUCGAAUACAAACAUCAACUAGCAUGGGUGGCAAGAAAUCAAAAGUUGAUCCAACAGGUUUUAUACGUGAUUGUCCAAAUGGUCGACUUGAUAAGAAAAAAUUUCUUGAAGUUUAUGAACAAUUUUGUCCUGGAGGAAAUGCAAAAAACUAUUGCAAAUAUGCAUUUGAUGCAUUUGAUAAGAAUGAUGAUGGAACAAUCGAUUUUAGUGAAUUUCUUUUAAGUUUUGUAGCUACAAAAGGUGGUGAUGUCGAUGAAAGGCUUUCAGCUGCAUUUGAUUUAUACGAUAUUUCGAAUGAUGAACAAGUCGACCAGAAGGAAUUAGUUAAAAUGAUUACAGCUUUGUAUCAACUUCAUGGUAAAGCUAUUGAUGGUGCUCAUGAUAAUCCGAAAACACGUGCUGCUGAAAUUCUUGCUGCACUUGAUAUCAAUAACGACAGAAAACUGAGUAAACAUGAAUUUAUUGCUGGUUUUGUACAUGAUUGUCCAAAUGGUCAAGUUGAUAAGAAAAAAUUUGUUGAAGCUUGUGAACGCUUUGCUCCUGGCAAAAAUGCAGAUAACCUUUGGAAACGUGCAUUGGAUGCAUUUCAAAAGACUAAUCAUGGAACAAUUGUUUUUAAAGAACUUGUUGGAAGCAUUGCAACUACAAAAGAAGUUGAUAUCGAUCAACGACUUUCAGGUCUAUUUGAUAUAUACGAUACUUCGGAAGAUGGACAAAUCGAUCAAAACGAAUUAAUAGGACUGAUUACAGCUCUAUAUAAACUCAGUGGCACAACUGAUCAAAGUAGUAAUAAUAAUCCGAAAACACGCGCUGAUGAAAUUAUUGCUACAUAUGACAUUAAUAACAACAGAAAAUUGAGUAGACAAGAAUUUAUUACAGCGUAUGUUUUGUAA